GCUGUACUUCUGUAUCCUGUGACAAAAGAAAUAGUGAUAGAAAAAGCAACAGCGGUUCCACCUGUCAUGUGAACCGGAGCUGUUGCCAUUAGGUUUAUGCACAGUGACAGAUAACAGGCAGGGCAGGAAGUGUGGAAAUGAUGGCACGGGGACUUUCCUAUAUGGCGGAUGUGACGGUAGGGGAGUCGAACGAACACCUCACAAGUUCUGAGGGGAUGUUCGUGUGUGUGUGUGUGUGUGUGCGUGUGUGUGUGUCUGAGUGCGUGUGCGUGUGUGUUUGAGAGAGAGAAUGAGAAAGAGAAAGUUCUAAGUACCAUAGCGGCUUCUGGAAAUAUUUGCACCCUAUACUUAAAGUUGACUGCUUACUCACCGUAAAGUACAUUUUAUAUUUCUCACCACCACACACGGGAUUUUAAAAUGUUUCCGAGUUCCCCCACAAGGGGGAAACCCAUAGUGUUUUUCAAGAAAUACACAUGGGUGGACGAUAUUUAAUGGACGGACAGAUCAUGUAGCCGGACAGAACAGUGGCACAUCAUUCCUAAGCACAACUUGGAGAAUUGUAAAUGGAGUCUUGCUUAAAGCCCGCGGACCACGGAGAUUCGUCUGCACCCGGGGAAAAUGAGUAUCCUUCUGGAUUUCCUCAAAGUAUUUGUGAUGAUGUGCCCCAGCAAAAGUAUCUGUGCAGUAACUGUAAUAACGUCCUAAAUGAAGCACGUCAGACAUUGUGUGGCCAUCGCUACUGCCUUGCUUGUGUCAAUUGGUUAGUGAGGAACAACAAUAAACUUGUUUGCAAGAAGUGCAAAGAGGAGGAUCCCAGCUCAGAGAGUGAAACAAGCAUACUGACAUCAGACAAUUUAUUCAAUGAUGCAGCCAUCAAUAAGGAGAUUUUGGAGUUGAAAGUACAUUGUGCUAACCAAGGUUGCUCCUGGAGGAGUAUUCUCAAGGAAUUUGAGGAGCACCAGGGACAGUGUGAGUACGCCCUGAUUCCCUGCAACAUUGGCUGCGGCCAGAUGGUGCUGCGAAAGGCCUUGGCGUGUCACCUGGAGAACGCCUGUCCAAACAACAUGUCAGCAUGCCCUGCAUGCAGCCGCUUAAUGAGUCUGUCAGAGCAACAGAAACACUCAUGUCAGAGUCUUCAAGAGAAAAAGGUGACAAAAUCUGAUAAGAAACAAAAGAAGUAUCAGCUUCCAGGUUCCAAAAGGAAAGAGUCUUGUGUUUUCUCUGAAGUUGGUUGCACAUUUAAGGGGAUCAUGGAAAAGGUCAGAGUGCAUGAGAACAGCAGCCAUGUCAGCCACCUUCAGCUGCUGCUACAGGCCGCCAGAACUGGCAGCAGUGACCUGCCGGCGCCUGCCUCGUGUAAGGAGAACAUGGCCACGGAUGAGCAGCUGCCCCAGGUCAGGGAGACUCUGUCUGGCCUCAGACUCCACGGGGACAUGGGGCUGUCAGAGGGGGAGCGGGGCUUGCUGGAGACAGACGGAGGGGAGUGCUCGGCAGCCCACAGCCUGCUGUGCGAAGACCAGCAGACCAUCCUCCUGGACCUGGAGCGGCAGAUAGACACACUGCAGCAGAGGGUCCAGAUAUCGGAAAACAUAAUUUCCGUCUUGAACAGGGAAGUGGAGAAGACCCAGCUGGGUGUUGAGGCUUUAGAGAGGGAGAACCAAAGCAGUCAAUACUUGAUUCAUCACUUAGAAAUAAAGGUGGCAGAGCAAGAGGAAAGACUGACCAGGAAAGAUACAGUCAUCAACUCCCUCAAACAAAGCCUGACUGCACACCUGGAGGUCUCUUAUGACGGCACCUUUAUCUGGAGGCUCUCGGACCUCAACUCCAAAAUGAAAGAGGCCAUCUCAGGCCAUGGGAACAGACCAAAUCUGUACUCACCAGCAUUCUACACAUCCAGGUAUGGAUUCAAGGUGUGCAUGAGGCUGUACCUGAAUGGUGAUGGUUUGGGAAAAGGCACUCAUAUUUCUCUUUUCUUUGUGAUCAUGAAGGGAGAGUAUGAUUCCCUUCUCUCAUGGCCAUUUAAGCACAAGGUCACCUUCUUCCUACUUGAUCAGAAUCACAGAGAACAUGUGAUUGACGCCUUCAGACCUGACCUAACGUCUUCAUCCUUCCAACGGCCUGUUUCAGAUAUGAAUGUGGCCAGUGGUUGUCCGCUUUUCUUUCCCCUUAGUAAACUUAAUUCGCCCAAGCAUGCAUACUGUAAAGACAACACCAUUUUCAUCAAGUGUGUUGUUGACACUUCAUCCUGAGCCAUGCCUUAAUAAUAUCACAUAGAUGAGUGAGACCAAAAAAUAAGAGCAAUUAUGCUAACCUGCCAAAUGUUGGUUAUUAGAUUAUGUUAAAAUCACUUCCAAGGUUAAUAGUUCUCGAUAGUCUUUUGAAAUGUUAUUUCAUAGAUUAUUUUCAGUAAUCAUUUCAGAAACCCAAAAUGGUUUUGAUAUGAUAUAAUACUGUUAAAAUGAUUGAAUUUCUGAGUGAAAUUAAUAUAAAUGAUAAUACAACGGACCAAUGAUUGUUUUGCUACAAAGUGCAAUGUUGUUAUGGUAAGUCAGGGCCCCAAGCAUUUUCAGGUAAUAAUUUGAAAAAACCUGUUUCUAUACGCUACUUAUUUACUAUUCUCAUGUACAGUGGAUAUAAAAAGUCUGCACACCCUGUUAAAAUGCCAGGUUCUUGUGAUGUAAAAG
Molecule: messenger RNA, 2684 nt
Organism: Esox lucius (northern pike)
Lineage: Eukaryota; Metazoa; Chordata; Actinopteri; Esociformes; Esocidae
Gene: traf1
Product: TNF receptor-associated factor 1
Exons: 10
Coding region: 564-2249 (561 amino acids)
Biological process (GO): regulation of apoptotic process; tumor necrosis factor-mediated signaling pathway; positive regulation of JNK cascade
Cellular component (GO): plasma membrane signaling receptor complex; cytoplasmic side of plasma membrane
Molecular function (GO): zinc ion binding; ubiquitin protein ligase binding; tumor necrosis factor receptor binding
Source: RefSeq, a predicted model, not a curated record